This is a messenger RNA of Drosophila obscura, 3028 nucleotides long. RefSeq lists its product as uncharacterized. Gene Ontology annotation, biological process: synapse organization. The record is from RefSeq and is a predicted model, not a curated record. Lineage: Eukaryota; Metazoa; Arthropoda; Insecta; Diptera; Drosophilidae. The transcript has 8 exons. Bases 611 to 2398 code for a protein of 595 amino acids. Gene Ontology annotation, cellular component: neuron projection membrane.
GGCCACGGUGCAAAGUUAUUUGAAUAAUUCUUUUUUUUUUGUUGUUGGUUUCCACUGUAUGUUUUUUUUGUUGUUGUGUGGUGAAGACUUAAUGACAAGUGCAAGUGCUGUGACUACGAGAGAGAGAGAGAGAGAGAUCCCAGGAGCAUCAGGAGCAGCAAAGGAUAAACCAAAGAACGCGUUUUUCUAAUCGCAUUAGCCCUGGGCCCUGGGCCCCGAGCCUGAGCCCAGUCAUACAUUCCCAAUGCCAUGGAAUAUAAACGUACGAGUGUCUAAGUACUUGUAAAAGUUGCCUUCGCACGGGGUAAUAAUUUGAAUGAUACCAGUUGCCACGAAAGGGGAGCAUCCUUGGGUGAACAGCAUCAGCAUCAGCAUCAGCAUUGAGUGCCACAACAGCAUCAGCGUUAGGAACAACUGCAACAUCAACAGCAUCAAGUGCUGGAUAAACUUUUCGCUUUCGCCAGCCAACAACCGAGAACGAACGCCGCCGCCGCCGCCUCCGCCGUCGACACGCAGCUGCGUUUCCUUUUUUUUUUCGGGGUUGAAAUAAAAUGAAGGUUUCGGAUUUCUAUCGAACACAUUCUGUAAGUCACGUCAGCCCGUGCAAAGGAUGAGGCGUCCAAGUGUAUAUAGGGCAUCAUCAUCAGCAUCUAACGCGGCGGCCCAGACCCACAAACGGGCGUCGCCGCCGCCACAAUACUCCCAGUACCCCCCCUAUAGUACUCGUCCGCAGACGACGACGACGACGACGACGACGACGACGACGAGCCUCAUCCGGCUGCUCGCCGUUGUCUCGGUAAUUGGAUCGCAGUUUCAUUCUGCUCUGGGCACUGGCACAGCAGCACAGACUGUCGAGCCGCCGGCAGGCUCAACCACAGCGAGCACACAGAACAGCAGCAGCAUCAGCAGCAGCAGCCGUCGAGCCGAGAAUAAUAAUUUAUUUUUUGAUGACCAUAAUACAACUAAGGCAAUAUCAUCAACCGCUGUUAACCCGACAGCAAGCAGCACAACCCUUUACCAGAUCCACUCCCAGUCCCAGCACCAGUCCCAGCACCAGCUCCAGCUCCAGUCCCUGAGCCAGCCCCAGUCGCAGUCCCAAAUGCCAACGAAAACGUCGGACACGCCGCACCCAGCAGCACACUUUGCCGUACCCACAGGACUGAAGCCGAGGCCAGGCAUAGCAGUGGCAGCAGCAGCAGCAGCAGCAGCAGCAGCAGUGAAAACACCACCAGACAGCAGCAAUGAGAUUAGCCAUAGCGCGCCAAUCAAAAAUUUAAUUACCAGCCUUGAGCGCACUGGGACAACAGACCUGCUGCUACCGACAACAGUCGCUGUGGCUGUGGCCGUGGCAGUGGCAACACCAAAAAGCGCUAGGAGCACCGUUAAGCAACCCAUCGACUCCACACGCUCCCGGAACCAUUGGACAGUGGGGGGUUCCGCUGCCCAUGAGACGGAGAGGCCACGAACCUUUCGCAGCAAGCACCAUCAUGAGCACCAUUGGGGGCCCUUCUUUGAGGAACCAAUCAGUUCGGUUGCCGCCGGCGAAAGCCUCGUGUCCGCCGUGCAUCUGUUCACCGAGGCGGUGCUCAAUUGUCGCGUAGGCAUGCUCAAGGACAAGACAGUGAUGUGGGUUAGACGCACCACCGAAAAGGUGUCCCUGCUCACGGUGGGCAAUGUCACAUACAGUGGAGAUCCGCGCAUACGCGUCAAGUUUCAAUAUCCCAACAACUGGCGAUUGCUGAUAAAUCCCACACAGCGCGAGGACGCCGGUAUCUACAUGUGUCAGGUUUCCACCCAUCCACCGCGGGUAUUCACAACCAAUCUAACCGUACUGGAGCCCCCAUUGAGGAUAAUUGAUGAGCAUGAACGAGAUGUGGGUGAUCGCUACUACAAGUCGGGCAGCACCGUGGACCUACAGUGCCAAAUAUCGCGCAACUUUUUCCAAAAGGAACGCUACAACAUACUCAAGACGAGCGAUCCAACAACAGCCAAAGCACUUUCAAACGAGACGGAGAAUGAACUAAAUCUGAUCGGUGACACAAAUCAAACUCAACUGAAACUAACCAGCCAGGAGCUGGAGAAAUACUUUACCAAGUUUAUUACAUGGGCCAAGGACGAAGAAGCACUCCAACCACUGACCAAUAAACGCUCAAGCGUAUCUGAAAAAUGGCUAACUAGUCGCAUCACCAUUGAGGAUGCAAAACUCUCCGAUAGUGGAAAUUAUUCCUGUUCCCUUGGCCGACUAUUUACUGUAAUUGUCCAGGUACAAGUACUCACAGGGGAAUUACCCGCUGCUGUCCAACAUAACUUGGCGACCAGAACCGAAGGAUUUUGGUGUCUCCUUUUUAUGCCUAUUGCUUUCCACUUUGUACUUCGUAGACGACAUCUUGGACAUUAGUAUGACGAAUGCCUAAGAUGAGGGAAAUAAGAAUGGAAAUUUGAAUGGAAAUUGGAAUGGAAAUUUGAUUGGAUUUCCACACGCACACACACACCACACCACACCACAGUUUACUUAGUAAAUAAUGUAUGUAUGUAAUACUUUCAGAUAACUUUCACGUGUGUGUGUGUGUGUGUGUAUGUGUGUGUGUGUGUAUAACAGAACGACAACUUGUCCAAAUCAAUAUUCAUAUAAACAAUAGGAUUUUAUAUAUCAAUUUACAUGACAUUAUCACCUACAUAUGUGAGAAUCUCUCUCUCUUAUAUGGCCUUCACGUUCUGCGCUAUCCCCCCUCCGUAGAGGAAAAAGAACACAAAACAGAACUUAAGAGAAGAACCUAAUGUGAAGAGUCUGUAUAACAGUUGGUUUUUUUUUUUUCAUACCUCCCAAAAAUGUGUGUACGCCCAAACCUUACCACAACUAUCAUGUACUCGAAUGUAUUAGCUUUAUUUAAAGAAAAUCAAAUACAACCUUUGGGUAUGAAAUUUUGUACAAAUUCCGUGAGCUUAAAUAAUAAUUCUUUUGAUUUUUGUUUGGUGUUGUUGUUUUUGUUUCCUUGUGAUGUUUUUCAAUUAGUUAUAAAUCAUACAA